CAACGUUCCUUUUUUAUUGUCCGAAUUCGAUUUCCCGGCGCACGGAUUUCUAACUCCUGCAUCAUGAGGCUCCUGGCCGCCCUCCUCGUUCUCUGCCUUCUUCUGGACGGCACUCUCUGCGUCCGAGUUCCGGUCAACAUUCCCCCUAGCGUAAGCGUCGGAGAUCGGAAUCCCAGCCUCAGGACGGCGGUCUUCGCCCUCGGGAGCUUCUGGAGAGCCGAGGCCGUCUUCGGAUGCCUGCAGGGCGUCGAGCGCACCACCGCCGGUUACGCCGGAGGGACGAAGGCCCGACCGGAGUUCCGGAGCUUGGGAGAUCACGCGGAGGCGGUUCAGGUUGAGUAUGAUCCUAAGACAAUCAGCUUUAAACAGCUUUUGGAUAUAUUUUGGUCCAGUCAUGAUUCCCGGCAGGUUUUUGGCCAAGGCCCUGAUGUAGGCAAUCAGUACAGGUCUAUAAUUUUUACUAACGGAACUGAGGAGGCAAGGUUGGCUUCUGUGAGCAAAGAAAAGGAGCAGGCUAAAUCAAAAAGCAGUUUGGUAACUACAAUUAUUAUGCAGUUGGUGGAGUUUUAUCCUGCAGAAUUUGAACAUCAGAAGUUUGAGCUCCGGCGGAAUCCCUUCCUGCUCCAGCUGGUAGGUGGUAUGACGGAGGAGAUCGCAGCAUCAAACUUCGGCGCAAAGUUGAACGGCUACGCUGCCGAGCUCUGCCCCCCUGACAUCCAGAGAAGGAUGGAUGCGAAGAUUGAGAAUAUCGUUAGCAAGGGCUGGCCCGCUUUGAGAGAGUUCUAACAAGCCUUUGUUCCGGGAUAACAGCACGAGCAGCGGCCAAAGCUCUCAGCAUCUGCUUGAUGGAGGCGUCUGAACUUUUCAGUGAAGUAUAUGAACAGAAUGUCCUUCCAGGCCAUCCGAUUUUUGUUCUACAAUCAAGUAAAUCAUAUAUCA
Nymphaea colorata (pocket water lily) is the source of this 939-nucleotide messenger RNA. RefSeq names its product peptide methionine sulfoxide reductase A5. Gene Ontology annotation, molecular function: peptide-methionine (S)-S-oxide reductase activity. The transcript has 4 exons. The record is from RefSeq and is a predicted model, not a curated record. NCBI's taxonomy places the organism in Eukaryota, Viridiplantae, Streptophyta, Magnoliopsida, Nymphaeales, Nymphaeaceae. Gene Ontology annotation, biological process: cellular response to oxidative stress. The coding region runs from base 64 to 786 and encodes 240 amino acids. Gene Ontology annotation, cellular component: cytoplasm.